Prorocentrum cordatum is the source of this 744-nucleotide messenger RNA. NCBI's taxonomy places the organism in Eukaryota, Dinophyceae, Prorocentrales, Prorocentraceae. The record is from the annotation of a GenBank genome assembly.
AUGGCGGCCGCGCCCGCGGCCUUGAUGGAGCGCCCGGAGCACCCGUCUCCCGCCGCGAGCGGCCAGCGAGCGUGCGCGCCCGGAGCGGCGCAGGGCGCGGCGCUGCCGCCUUCAGUGCUCGGAGGCCUGGGCAGCUGGAGGGCGGUCGUGAGGAACACCUUCCUGCACUUCCAGGAGGCCGCCGAGGAGGACAUGGCCCGGAGCCUGCGCGCUUCGUCGUCGGCGCCUGCGCUGCUGACCCCGUGGGUGGGCCUGGAGGUGCCGAUCGGCGAGCCGCCGCCGCCGAGUGGCGCCGAGCGGCGCACCACCGUGCUGUUCCGCAACGUGCCCUACUUGCUCACGCGAGACAUGUUCGUGGAGCUGCUGAACUCGCAGGGCUUCCGAGGGCAGUUUGACCUGGUGUACUUGCCGAUAGACUUCAAGACGAACCAGACGCGUGGCUACGCGUUUGUAAACGCGUUAAGCACUGAGGUUGCCAGUCGCCUCUUCGGCGCGUUCGAGGGCUUCCAGGCGUGGCCCAAGAGGAGCUCGAAGGUCUGCAGCUUGUGUUGGAGCACCCGGCAGGGCCUCGACAGAAACGUCCAAGCCUACCGCAACCUCGAGGUCAUGCAGGCGACCUACCCCGACGCCUGGAAGCCUGCCUUGUUCUCGGAGUGUAGCCCAGUGCCCUUCCCCGAGCCCACGCGGAAGAUCACGCGCAACUCGAAGAAUCUGUGCGGCGGUGGCGGUGCUCCGCGGAUCUGA